Messenger RNA from Leguminivora glycinivorella, 861 nucleotides. RefSeq lists its product as uncharacterized. The record is from RefSeq and is a predicted model, not a curated record. Bases 1 to 861 code for a protein of 286 amino acids. Gene Ontology annotation, biological process: DNA replication, removal of RNA primer. NCBI's taxonomy places the organism in Eukaryota, Metazoa, Arthropoda, Insecta, Lepidoptera, Tortricidae. Gene Ontology annotation, molecular function: nucleic acid binding; RNA-DNA hybrid ribonuclease activity. The transcript is spliced from 3 exons.
AUGUGCUUUUGGUCUCACAAGACUCAGUGCAAUGCGGCCGCUGCUGCUGUAAUUACUCCCACGUCCGCCGUUGCUGAAACUUUGAAGCGAAGUGAGCGGCAGGACAGUCAUACAGCUGAGGCUGAGGUGUAUGCAAUAACGCAAUGUGCGAGGCUGAUCAAAGAAAAACGACAAGAAGGUGACGUGGUGAUAUACACGGAUAGCCAGGCCGCAUUAAAAGCUCUAAACAGAACAUCUGUUACGUCCUCGCUGGUGAGAGAAUGCAGGGAAGAGCUUAAUGCGGUAGGGGAGCAGAGAGAGGUCACGGUAGCAUGGGUGCCGGGACAUCAGGGAGUUGUAGGCAACGAGAAGGCUGACGAACUGGCAAGGGCGGGGGCGGGAAUGGAAUAUAUAGGGCCUGAACCGGCAUUGCCCAUGUCAGCGGAAGUCACGAAAGGAGUAAUAGACAAGGUCAACGAAGCAAAGGCACAAAGGGAGUGGGAGAACGAGACUGGAUGCCGACAGCCGAAGAUGAUGAUCAAAGGCAUGGAUCAUAGAAGAACCAGGUAUCUGCUGAAUCUAGGUAAGAGCAGUCUGAGAAUGUUGACAGGUAUAAUCACUGGGCACAACACUCUCAACAGACACCUCAAGGUAAUAGGAAUAAGAGAUGACGAAUCCUGUCCACACUGUGGUAUGGAGGAAACUAGCCUACACUUGUUAGCGGAAUGUAUUAUGUAUGCGGCACCGCGAUAUAAUACAUUUGGCAGAGAUAGAUUAGAAGCAGAAGAACUCAAGGAUGUCGAACUAAAAGAUGUCCUUUCCUUCUGCAGGAAAACAAGAAGAUUUGAAGAAGGAAGUGUGGGAAUGCUGCCGGAACAGUAA